Nicotiana tabacum (common tobacco) is the source of this 1557-nucleotide messenger RNA. RefSeq names its product peroxidase 63-like. Gene Ontology annotation, biological process: hydrogen peroxide catabolic process; response to oxidative stress. Gene Ontology annotation, molecular function: heme binding; peroxidase activity. The record is from RefSeq and is a predicted model, not a curated record. Lineage: Eukaryota; Viridiplantae; Streptophyta; Magnoliopsida; Solanales; Solanaceae.
AAACAUAUCAUUGAAUGAAGAGAAAUGAGAAACCAUUGAAGCCGUCCAGCUAUUUCCCAUCCUCCAUUCCCUAUUUCCCUCUCUCUUUUCUCCACAUUUUUCUCUAAAAAAUCCAAACAUAUCUACUUUCCCUUUUCUUUCUCUCUCUCCCUCUAAAAGCUACUCAAAUCCAAGUCCAAGAGUAAGCUCAGAAGAAGAAGCAGAAAAUAGCUUAGCUUAAACUGUGAAAAUGGCUAUAAAAAUGCUUCUUUUUCUAUGCAUUUCCGCCUUAUUAAGUACUUCCUCUUUAUCCCAGCGCCAUUCGCCGCUAAAUACUGCUUUUUACCGCAAAUCAUGCCCAAGAUUUGAGCAGAUAAUGGAAGAAACCACUACAAACAAACAGAUCACUUCUCCUACUACCGCCGCCGCCACCCUCCGCCUCUUCUUCCACGACUGCUUCGUCGGCGGCUGUGACGCCUCCGUACUUGUCUCCUCCACUCCCUUCAACAAAGCCGAGCGUGACGCCGAAAUCAACCUUUCCCUCCCCGGCGAUGGCUUCGACGUGGUCGUACGCGCCAAGACCGCGCUUGAACUUUCCUGUCCAGGUAUAGUCUCUUGCUCCGACAUUCUCGCCGUCGCUGCCCGAAACCUUGUCGUCCAAACUGGCGGCCCGUUUUAUCCAGUUAAAUUGGGCCGUAAAGAUUCUUUUGUAUCGAAAGCCUCAUUAGUAGAAGGAAAUCUGCCCCGGCCCACAAUGCCGAUGGAUCAAAUCAUUAAGAUUUUCGAAUCCAGAGGAUUUUCGAUUCAAGAAAUGGUAGCAUUAUCUGGAGCUCACACAAUUGGAUUUUCCCACUGUAAAGAGUUCAACUCGGAUCUUUAUAACUACAACAAAACUUCACAAGCUGAUCCUUCGUAUAAUCCGAGGUUUGCUCAAGCUUUGAAAGAUGCUUGUAGUAAUUCCCAGAAAGAUCCAACAUUAUCAGUGUUCAACGAUAUAAUGACUCCUAACAAAUUCGAUAAUAUGUAUUAUCAGAACUUGCCUAAGGGUUUGGGUUUAUUGUCUUCAGACCGUGGUCUGUUUUCAGAUCCGAGGACGAGAAUUCACGUUGAGGAAUAUGUUAGAGAUCAGAAUGCAUUUUUUAAGGCGUUUGCUUCAGCAAUGCAGAAGCUUAGUGAACAUGGUGUUAAAAUUGGUAAACAUGGUGAGAUCAGGCACAGGUGUGACGCUUUCAACAAUUGAUAUGGCGUUUGAUUCAAGAAUUGAGUAUCUUAUGUUUUUGGGUUCGAAUCUAUUUGUUUUUGCAUUAAAUUACUUACGAGAUGAAAGCAACUUAUAAUAUGUAUACAAUGUUUUUACCCUUUAUUUAGAUUAGAAACCUCUCCUUUUGCAAAGAUUUAGUUCUGUUUUUUUCGCUCAUGUGUUCUGUUAAUUAGUAAUUGGUAUUGUAUUCAAGGGAAAUUACUGUAUUUGUGAUUAGUGUGAACUAUAUUGUACUAUUAAAAUUGGUGUAUACUGAUUCAGGUGAGAUGCACGUAAGAGGCGGAAACCGUAAAUAAAGUUUGCAACUUUUUAUUUUC